AUGACAACCCCUACGCUCACCAACAUGAACCAAACAACUACCCCCCACGACAAUUUCGGGCCGCUGCACAUGAUAUUCCAGUCUCUAGGAUUGGCUCACAAUGCGUUGAAAGAUAUUCGAAAAAAGGUGCAGCCCGCAACAGACUACACGAAAAAGACCAACGAAAUCGACACCGACAUCAAGAAGUUGGAAAAACGCAGCUUUGAGGUCUUGAAUGGGAAGCUGUCCAAGGGUGGUUAUGAUCACCCAGCAUCCUUAGACGUUGCUUGGAGGGUGAUAGAUAAUAUGAAAAUCCUCAGGUCGGCAUUUGACGAAGACGAUGUGCAAGAGCUUGCAAAGCCGGAAGACCAACUUUACGAUGCCCAUCUCCUAGUUGCCAUCACCUCGAUGGGAAGCUUGGAACUUUUGAUCCCAGAGACUGAAAGCAGUCCUUGUUCAUAA
Molecule: messenger RNA, 441 nt
Organism: Clonostachys solani
Lineage: Eukaryota; Fungi; Ascomycota; Sordariomycetes; Hypocreales; Bionectriaceae
Source: the annotation of a GenBank genome assembly